Molecule: messenger RNA, 11537 nt
Organism: Melopsittacus undulatus (budgerigar)
Lineage: Eukaryota; Metazoa; Chordata; Aves; Psittaciformes; Psittaculidae
Gene: MICAL3
Product: microtubule associated monooxygenase, calponin and LIM domain containing 3
Exons: 41
Coding region: 69-6911 (2280 amino acids)
Molecular function (GO): protein binding; FAD binding
Source: RefSeq, a predicted model, not a curated record
CAACAUCGGGAAAUCUGGCACACUGGAAGACAGCAGCUGCCCCUCAGGGCAGCUGCAAAGUGUGAAGCAUGGAGGAAAGUAAGAAUGAGAAGGUGAACCAGGCUCACGUUCUCUUUGACAGAUUUGUCCAGGCUUCAACCUGCAAGGGGACUCUUAAGGCUUUCCAAGAGCUCUGCGACUACCUAGAACUAAAGCCCAAGGACUAUCGUUCUUUCUACCACAAACUCAAGUCCAAGCUCAAUUACUGGAAAGCCAAAGCCUUGUGGGCAAAGUUGGAUAAAAGAGGCAGCCAUAAGGACUAUAAGAAGGGGAAAGCAUGCGCCAACACGAAGUGUCUGAUAAUUGGGGCUGGACCCUGUGGCCUUCGUACAGCCAUUGACCUGUCGUUCCUGGGAGCCAAGGUGGUGGUCAUAGAAAAGAGGGAUGCCUUUUCCCGCAAUAACGUGCUGCAUUUGUGGCCAUUCACAAUACAUGACUUGAGGGGUCUUGGCGCCAAAAAGUUUUAUGGCAAGUUCUGUGCAGGAUCCAUAGACCAUAUCAGUAUCCGUCAGCUCCAGCUUAUUCUUUUGAAGGUUGCCUUGAUCUUGGGAAUAGAGAUCCAUGUCAAUGUGGAAUUUCAGGGGCUUGUUUACCCUCCGGAGGAUCAGGAGAAUGAAAGAAUAGGUUGGCGUGCAUUGGUCCACCCAAAAACCCAUCCAGUGUCUGAGUAUGAGUUUGAAGUAAUCAUUGGAGGGGAUGGCAGGAGGAACACAUUAGAAGGAUUUCGUCGAAAAGAGUUCCGUGGUAAACUGGCAAUUGCUAUCACAGCUAACUUCAUCAAUCGUAACACCACAGCUGAAGCCAAAGUAGAAGAGAUCAGCGGUGUGGCCUUCAUCUUCAACCAGAAGUUCUUCCAGGAUUUGCGGGAAGCCACAGGUAUUGACUUGGAGAACAUUGUCUAUUACAAAGAUGAUACGCACUACUUUGUCAUGACUGCCAAAAAACAGAGCUUGUUGGAAAAAGGAGUGAUACGGCAUGAUUAUGCUGACACAGAGCUGCUACUCUCACGGGAGAAUGUGGACCAGGAGGCUCUGCUAAAUUAUGCCAGAGAAGCAGCUGACUUCUCCACUAAUCAGCAGCUGCCAUCACUGGACUUUGCCAUCAAUCACUAUGGUCAGCCAGAUGUGGCCAUGUUUGACUUCACGUGCAUGUAUGCAUCAGAGAACGCAGCCCUGGUGCGAGAGCAGAAUGGCCACCAGUUACUUGUGGCACUGGUUGGGGACAGUCUCUUAGAGCCAUUUUGGCCAAUGGGAACCGGAAUAGCCAGGGGAUUUUUGGCUGCAAUGGACUCUGCUUGGAUGGUACGAAGUUGGUCUCUUGGUGCUAGUCCUUUGGAAGUUCUCGCAGAGAGGGAAAGCAUUUAUAGGCUACUGCCUCAGACCACGCCUGAGAAUGUGAGUAAAAACUUCAGCCAUUACAGCAUUGAUCCUGCCACCCGGUACCCCAAUAUCAACGUCAACUUCUUGCGGCCACAGCAGGUACGCCAUUUGUAUAAUACAGGAGACUUGAAAGACAUUCACCUGGAAAUAGAGAACUUUGUGAACUCCAGGACACCAAAGCUGACUCGGAAUGAGUCUGUAGCUCGCUCUAGUAAAUUGCUCAGUUGGUGCCAGAGGCAGACCGAUGGAUAUGCUGGUGUUAAUGUGACAGAUCUUACAAUGUCAUGGAAAAGUGGCCUAGCUUUGUGUGCCAUUAUCCACAGAUACCGUCCAGACUUAAUAGACUUUGAUUCUCUGGAUGAGCACAAUGUGGAGAAGAAUAACCAGCUGGCCUUUGACAUUGCUGAAAAAGAGUUUGGAAUAUGUCCCAUUAUGACUGGAAAGGAAAUGGCAUCUGUUGGAGAGCCAGAUAAACUCUCGAUGGUGAUGUACCUCACACAGUUCUAUGAGAUGUUCAAAGACACCAUCCCCUCCAGUGAUAGUCUGGACCUGAAUGCAGAAGAAAAAGCUGCCCUAAUUGCCAGUACCAAAUCACCUAUCUCUUUUCUCAGUAAACUGGGACAAAGCAUCUCUCGAAAACGCACUCCAAAGGACAAAAAAGAAAAAGAACUGGAUGGUGCAGGAAAGAGGAGAAAAACCAGCCAAUCUGAGGAUGAGGACAUACCACGAAGCUACAGAGAAGAAAGGCCCACACUGGUGAGCGCCCUGACGGAGAGGAGAAUUGACGCUGCCAUUGGGAAUCAGAACAAAGUCAAGUCUAUGGCAACCCAGCUACUGGCCAAGUUUGAGGAGAAUGCAUCAGUGCAGUCCUCAAGUUUACGAAGACAGCAACCUGUCCUGCCUUACCAAGAACGUGUUCACAACCAGCCAUCCAGCAGACGAGAGCAGGGCCGUCUUGCUCCCAUACCCCAGUGGAAACAGAUGAGGCGUAAAGAAUGUUCUCGGACCUGCCCCAAAAAAGUCAUCAUGCUCUCUUCUUCCACUCCACCUUCCUCUCCACCGUAUCCCAGGCAGCAGAGAAACAGGGAACCUGGUGCUGACUAUCCUGGGGAGCAGAGUCCCAGACAGGAAAGGAGAUCUCCUCGUUUAUUUUCUGAUGACCAAGUGCCUGAGAAUGUUGAGCAAAGGGCCCUUCUGGAGUCCAGACCUGCAGUGAGGCAUCAGCCUGAGACUGAGCCGUCUCGCCGAUUCUUUGUUGACCAGUGGGAGCUCUCCCUUAGCCUCCGUUCUUCUAAUCGCCCUUCUUCACCUUCAUCUGACUCUCUUCGACAGAAGUAUAUAAAGAUGUACACAGGCGGAGUGAGCUCUUUGGCUGAGCAGAUAGCCAAUCAGCUUCAAAGGAAAGAGCAGCCCAAAACCCUUCUAGACAAGAAGGAACUGGGUUCACUCAAGAAGGAGUUCCCCCAAAACCUGGGAGGCAGUGACGUCUGUUACUUCUGCCGCAAGCGAGUCUAUGUGAUGGAAAGGCUGAGUGCUGAAGGCAAGUUCUUCCACCGCAGUUGCUUCAAGUGUGAAUACUGUGCGACAACUCUGCGCUUGUCGUCUUAUGCCUAUGAUAUUGAAGAUGGUAAGUUCUACUGUAAGCCUCACUACUGUUACCGACUCUCUGGUUAUGCUCAACGGAAGAGGCCAGCAGUGGGUCCUCUGUCAGGAAAGGACACCAAAGGACCUCUGCAGGACGCCAUGGCAAGUGAUGGAAGUGGACGGGCAAACACCAUCUCCGCCACAGCAGAGAGGGCCCCAGGUUCUAAUGUAAAUGGGCUGGAAGAGCCCAGCCUAGCUAAGCGGCUGCGUGGCACACCUGAGCGGAUUGAGCUGGAGAACUACCGACUGUCACUGCAGAGGGAAGAGGAACUGGAAGAGGUUCCUGAAGAGACACUAGCAGAGCAUAACCUCAGUAGUGUGUUGGACAAAGGAGCAGAAGAGGAUGUUCCCAGCAGUAGUUCAGAAUCUGAGAUGGAGGAGGAAGAUGAGGAGGAAGAUGAUGAACUACUGCUGCCUCAGCAACCCCCUUCAGACUUGGGUGGUGUGCCAUGGAAAGAGGCUGUGCGUAUCCAUGCCCUCCUGAAGGGAAAGAGUGAAGAAGAGAUUGAGGCUGAAGAAAAUCAUGAGAUUGAGGACAAAGAAGAGGAGGAGGAAGAUGAAGAGGAGGAAGAUGAGGAGUCAAGCGAAGAGGGGGAGUAUUGCCCUUGGGAGAGCGAGCUGCAGCAAGGCCUCUGGCUUCAACGUCUUUCAAAUGAAGAGGACACGGGUACAUUUAAAGCUGGAAACCUUAGACUGGAGCAGAUUGUAAAUCCGGUUGAUCCUCUGGAGAUCCUGGCAGAUGUGCACUGGACACACAUCCGUGAAAAACAGGAGGAGGAAAAAAUGGUCCCAACCUCAAAGUCCUCCACCUCCAGAGCAUCCGACCUUCCCUCCGUACGCCAUGAGGUGGUACAGGCGUGGCUGGAGACGGUCCCUGGAGCUCCGUGUGAGGAUGAUGUGGAGGAUGAGCUGGGCACAGAGCCUGCAGACACAGAAGGGCAGGCAGGUGAAGAGGGAGACACGGGUGCAGAGCUGGAUGACGAUGACAUCCCAUCUGAUGCAGAAGCAGAGUUUCGCUUACAUCAAGGUGGCACAGAAGAGCCAGAACUAAAAGUCUCUGAAGAUGAAGAAGAUGAAGAAGAAGCAGAAGGUGCUUCUUACAGUGUGACAAAAGAUCCAUGCAAGCCAUCCAUCCCUAUCCAGUCACCUAGUGACACUGUUCUUCCUCUGUCUCCAGUUGAAAGUCCCAAAACAAAACAAGCAGAGGAUGUAAAAGAUCCCCUGGCUGAAGUAUCCCGUGCAAUAAAACCUCCAGAGGCACGCUUCUUUCCUGAGCCUUUCCUUCUUGAAGGACCAAAGGAUGAAAUUCCCAAAGACAGGAAAGUUAGGAGCCCUCUGGUGCCACCAUCGCCAGUGUUAUCCCAGCCAGUUGCAUCACCAGAAGCCAUUGCAUCUACAUCAUUGGCAGAGUCUCAGCCAGCCUCACCAACACUGGCUUCAUCUGCAACAUCUGCUCAAAUGCCUAUCUGUUCCCAGCCUUUGCCUUCUGCUGAAACAUCCAUUCCAUCCCCAGUGGAACCUCCAGUAUGCUUCCAGCCUGUCCCAGCCUUAACGUCUACUCCUUUAGCCAAACUAGUCUUCAGGGGCCAGGAUAGUGAGGCGGAAAAACUGGGGAGCCCUACUACUGCAGAAGAAGCCCUGAAACGGAGUAACCUUGUAGAAGAGUUCUGGAUGAAGAGUGCUGAAAUCCGGAGGAGCUUAGGGCUCACCCCAGUAGACAGAAACAAACGCUCAGAGACGAACUUUAAUGUGUCUGCCCUUGAGACAACUCCUCUGAAGACUUUUAAUACUGAGAAGAUUUCAGGGGAUGAAAGGAUCCAUCUUGUAAAACCCCAGCCCGCCCCGAGAAGACAGGGAUUGUCCAAGCUAGAAAAUGAGCAGAUUUCUCUUCUGACUCCAAAAUCUCCAUCAGAAAAAGAGCUAAGGAGUUCCAGUGAAGUAAGAGAUGUAUCCAGCAGUUCUGGACUUGGCCUUCAGGAGAGCUCAUCUAACAUGAGAACUAUGGCUAGCCAGAGCUUCAACACUUCUGACUCUACUAUGCUUACUCCACCAUCAAGUCCACCACCACCGCCUCCUCAGGGUGAAGAACCAGCCACUUUGCGUAGAAAGAGGCAUCAAGCAGUCUGGCAGAACGAAGUUGAAGCCAGGUCACCUCCAACACCAGCAUCAACACCUCCUGUUCCCCCACGCCACGAGCCGACCUCUGCUGCCAAAGAGCCAACCCAGGCCAAAAAAGACGACGUGCGAAAGUCUUUUGCAGAGAGUGUGGAUGAGAUUCCAUUUGCUGAUGAUGUAGAAGACACAUACGAUGACAGGACGGAAGACUCGAGCCUUCAUGAGAAGUUCUUUACACCUCCUACCAGUAGGCCAAGGCCAGAGAAACCACGCCUUUUGCCUUUGGUCAAAGAAAAUGGUGGCCCACCCUUAAUGGAAGGAGGGGUUAGCCAGAAGAAGCGAGUGUUGCCUGAGAUUUCUGUGGAGGCCAAGGAGCUUGCUGAAGAAAGAAUGAGAGCUAGGGAGAAGUCUGUCAAAAGCCAAGUGCUGCGGGAUGCUAUGGCUAAACAGCUGUGUAAGAUGAAAGAUAUGGAGAUGGCUGCAGCUGCUGCUGCUGUGACAACAAGGGCAAGAAAGGCAUCUUCUAUGCCCUUGAAGACCAAAGAGUUGUUUUAUGACUCUCCAAAGCAUCUGGCUUUGAAAAUAGCAGAGGGAUCAACACGAAAGCAUGAUGGUGCUAGUGAGAAGUUCUUCACUCCUGCUGCUGAUAUGGCUGGACCUGAAGGGUCUGUCACCUCUUCAGAGGGCUCCAGUGGGAAGAGUAAAAAAAGAACUUCUCUUUUCUCCCCUCGUAAGAACAAAAAGGAGAAGAAAUCCAAAAAUGACAGCCGGCUUUCUGACAAAUCUAGCGGUGGGACGGAGGAAGCAGCAAAGCCUAGGUCGUUGUGGAAGUCUGUUUUCUCUGGGUAUAAGAAAGACAAGAAGAAAAAGACUGAUGACAAGUCCUGCCCAAGUACUCCCUCAAGUAGUGCCACUGUGGAUUCUGGCAAGCACAAAGCUUCUCCACUGAUUAUAGCUGCAGAUUUGCAGCUCCGUCAACACCUGAGUUUCUCGGAGGACUCUGACCUCUCCAGUGACGAUAUUCUGGAACGCUCCUCCCAGAAAUCCAAGCGAGAGUCGAUCUAUGUACCACACGCCUUGGCAUUCAAGAGAUCAUAUUCGUCAAAGAGAGCCUACACAGAAGAGGAACUGAAUGCCAAGCUGACACGGCGAGUACAGAAAGCUGCCCGUAGACAAGCCAAGCAAGAGGAGCUAAAGAGGUUACACAGAGCUCAGAUUAUCCAGCGGCAGCUUGAACAAGUGGAAGAGAAGCAGAGGCAACUCGAGGAGAGAGGGGUUGCUGUGGAGAAGGCCCUUCGGGGAGAAGCAGUUGAGCCCAAUGCCGGGACACCACGUCGUAGACCUCUCUCCUUCUGCCCUUGCUGUGCCCAUGAAGGCAUGGGUAAGAAGGAUGAUCCCAAGCUGAUGCAGGAGUGGUUCAAGCUGGUGCAGGAGAAGAAUGCCUUGGUUCGCUACGAGUCUGAAUUGAUGAUAUUUGCUCGGGAGCUAGAACUGGAAGACAGGCAGAGCCGAUUACAGCAGGAACUCCGGGAGAGGAUGGCAGUAGAAGAUCAUCUGAAGACAGAGGCAGAGCUCUCAGAGGAGAAGAGGAUCCUGAAUGAGAUGCUAGAAGUAGUGGAGCAGAGAGAUUCUCUUGUGGCUCUCCUUGAGGAGCAACGGCUUCGAGAAAAAGAGGAAGACAAGGACCUGGAGGCAGUCAUGCUUUCCAAAGGUUUUAGCUUGAACUGGUCCUGAGCUUGACAUGUUUACCGCUGCUGGUGUGUGUUGUCCGGUUGGCCUACCCUGAGUUCGCCAGAAUUACAUGGAUAGGAAGAUGUUGAAGGGGAAACCUCUGAAGGGUCUGACAGCAUGGAAGGAUUUGGUUUGAAGCACUCAGAAGCCUUUUGAUAAUUGUGUUGGUUCCAGAAGCUUAAGUUUUACUUGUCUGCAAGCCAAGUUGAAGAUAAUGAGUUGAGACUGUGGAGUCUCCUUGAGGUCCUAUACGAUGGACUCUAUUUUUGUGUGUGGUAGGACGGAGAGGAAUAAUCCAUCUGUGGGGAAGGAGGUUAAGGGAAGAAGUACCCUUAACUGGAUUUAUGGCAGUGCAUUCCUUUCCUGGUUUUACUAUACCAGUUCUAAUAAGAGGGAGGGAAGUGGCAACCCUCUCUGGAAAACCACAGCAGCCUGUAGCAGCCUGUAAAAUGGAGUCACCUGUCCAAGAGAGCUCCAGAAGCCCAGGGCAACACUUUCUUUGCUUUAGUCUUCCUCCCCACCAAAGAAACCUGCAGUUGAUCAUUAUGAAGAAAUAUGAGAUAGAAAAGAUGCUACUAGUAUGCAUGAUGGAACUCUCUGCCUCCUGGUUUUUAGAGAGAUGUGGGCAUCAGAGGACUCUCUCCCUAUCGUAGCCUCCUAAAUCUUGUAGGGAAAUAAGGGGAGAAGAAGAGAGAGGGAAGAUGCCCUUCUGCUUCGCUACACACUGGAGAGACAGCUACUGCUGGCCUUAGUCUUCAUGGCCACAGUACAGAGGCUGGUGGGCUUCUUCUGUUUUUGUUACGACUGUUUUGACACUGGAAUAUACAGACUGUGUGGGACAGUGGUGUGUGCUGGGGCAGGGGUGUUACCAGGCAGCAUUCCCUGGCUGUUAGGCCCCUAAGAGGAGAAGCCCUUAAGUGACCGAACCACCAUUAAGACUUUUCAGUGUUUUUAUUCUUUUUUCCUCUGUAUUUUGUUUUUGCACAUUGGAAACGAAACUUAAGACCUGCCUGGGCCCUCAGUCACUUUGACCCUUUAUUUUCAAUUAACUUAUUUUUUUAAUACUUGAAAGAAGAUUCAUUUUUGUAUCUUUUAGGGAAAAAAAAAGGAUGAGUGAUGGGUGUGUGUGCCUGCUGCAUCCUACAACUUCCACUUCUAAAUUACUGGAUGUUGUUACUGUGGCUAUUUAUUAGUGUUCUUAUUAAUAAUUUGUUACACAUAUUUGAUUGUGGAGAGGAGUGUUUUAACUCUGUUAGAGAAAGACACUACUGCGGAUUGGUCCCUGCUUCACAGCAAGGACAGCCUUUAUGUAUCCACAGAUGCAUCCUGCCCUAGGAUGCAAAAUCCGGUGCAGUCAUGGAGUGGUAAGAAUCCUUUUGUGUUCCCAGCAUACUUCUCUUCUGCAUCCCAGAAUUCCCUCUGUUGGACUAACAAACCCAUAAUUUAUUUAAAUUUUACAUUUUUGCAACAAGAAAGCCAAAACUGAGUUAGAAGUACCCCAUAUGUCUCUUUCUCACUGAAAGAGGGGACCCUCAGACUCCUGAGAUACAGCUAGAGGGACAUAAUGAAAACAAAAAUAGCACAUUUCCUGGUGCAUCUGCUGGAAGAAGCUGUUGGCUCAGCUAGAAAAGUUGCUGCUUUUCAGCCAGGAGGGUACUGACUGUAACCAUACAUUAAGCAAUGAGCAGGAUAUGCACUGAGCAGUUCAGCACCAUUCACUGUUUGACAGACUCCUUGAGCACACUACGCCCUUAGCUUGUCCCACAGAGCUGGAAUAGUGCUGUGCGCUGGGUAUGCAUCCCACCCUUAAUGGGAUGCAGCAAGAGGUUUUCCCCUCCUGAGAUGCUGACUGUGUUCUUGGUAAAGGAGUACUAAGCUUGCUCCUCAGUGUCAUUGAGAAACCGUCCCAUUCCCAAGUGUAUCCAUACAGUGUGCUGCCUCUUUCAGUUUGAACUUAGGUUGUUGGUGCAAGGUACCCAAGCAGGGCUGAACAUCCUUUAUUCUUUUGCCCCAGGACAGAAGUUUGCAUGGUUUCUUGUUGGCUCUGCCUUCUUCAAAGAGGUCUUCCGUAAGCCAGACUCUGCAAUUUGAAUUCACCUCUGACUCAGGAGCAUACCUCAGGCUGAAGGAUAUGUAGGACUGUCCCCAGGGACUCUGGGUGGUGCUGGUUCCCUCAGCUGGAAGCAUGUUUUUUCCACCUCAAGUGUCCUCCUUUUUAUCCCCACCUAGUGUUUUCUGCAAAGGCAUUGCAAAUUAAAUCCAAAUGCUCAUGAAACCAAGCAGACAGGGAGCUGCAAUGCUACUGUGCCUGUUAGCAAGUGAUAACCUACAUCAGCAUCACAGAGUGCUGGCUUACCAACAAGAUGUCCUGCAAACAGAAUUCCCCCCAUUUGCCAGUGCAGGGGCCAGCUGCACAACUCAAACUGGCAGUGGUACUUUAGCCUGCAUUUGAGGGGGCAGUGGAAACUGGAGGCAAGGAGAGAUGGAAGAGGAAAGCUAGAUAAAGUUUAUUGUAAUUUGUCUUAGGCAGAGAAUUGGCCUCAGUCCUCUUCAUAAUGCACUAGGUAUAUGAUCUACAUCUAACUUUUAUCAAAAGAUCAUUGAAUGUGAGCUGUAGAACAGAAAGAAAUCCUGAAGAAGAAAUACCAGAUCAUUAUUUUUCCCCUUCUUGAUGGGGGAUGCUGGCCAAAGAAUGAUACCUCUUGAGGGUGUAAUGCCCUACUGCACAGGAAAACCUUUAUCUUUAGGUUAUGCUGAAGGCCUCCAGCAGUGAGAAUGAAAAUGAAGAGCUAACAUCGCACACACACACAUUAAUUAAAAAUACAUGGAAGGGAAUGUUAAAAGGCCUUUUUAUAUCAAAAUGGUUGUAAAAGGCACAACUUGUAUUUGCUGUUCAGUUGCACUUUAAGAAUAUGACUUGCAUAUCAGAUACUCGGUUUUUUUACUAUCUGAAUAUUUUUAAGUCAAAUUUUGUAUUUUUAAAGUUGAAGAAGGCUCUUGUGACCACAAGAUUCCUUAUUUAUAUAAGAAUCCAAGUAGGAUGUUCUAGCUCUUUGUGCUGCCCAGGUGUGCAGCAGCACAUGACUCAGCCAUGUGCAUUCAAUGAUGUGCACCCAUUUUGCGUAUGAGGGGAGCAUCAGAGGCCCUCAGUUUCCAAGAAGUGGGCACACGAGGGCAUCCAUCCCAGUGGUACAUGGGCUGGAGGAGAGUUGAGCUUGGAACCUAACCUGUGUUCAUUAUGACAAGGGCAUGCUGAGGAUGGGGCAGGCACUUCAGUCCCCUGCAGGGAAGGGAGGAGGGGGAUAUCAGUUCCUGCAGGGAAGGGGAGACAAAUGGGGAUGGGGAAGUGAAGACUGCCAAAACAACUGACCUGCUGCUUUCACAGUACCAUUUUUGUUUUAUAACCCUUCUGUUCCUUUUAACCAUAUUUUCAUUCAAAUUCACAAAUGGCUAUAAAAUUCUGAGCUUUAAAGAACUAAUGUGUGGAGAGGUGACAUUUCAGCUCCAAUUUCCAGACAUAUUCAUCCUUUCAGUUAAGCACCACCCCAUGAUCUUGCUAGGGCAUGUUACAAACUGCAUUGCUGAAACAUUUUAGAGCAACGCGCAAGUUUUAAAAGUCUGUCCUCCUCUCUAUCCAUCUCUGCAUUUUAUGUAAAUAUUUGUUUGUAUGUAAAGACACCAGUGGAUCCUUGGGUUACCCCCACGGUCGAGUUUUGUGCAAUGCCUAGGCCUCUGUUAGAACACAGUGCUUGCAUAUUGCUAGUCACCACACUUGUGUGCACUCUGAUGGUUUUUAAUACUUUUAUACAUCCUAAUCCUGAACAUUAUGGAGUAUUGUACGUGGUCUAGACUGCAUGUUCUAGAGCAGCCCCCAGUUCCCUUUUGUGAGAAAAUGUUCACAGCUACACCCUGUUUGGUUAACAUUCUUUUAAAAUGAGUUUCAAUCAAGUGUUUACACCAGACACCAGUGGAUGAGAAAGGUGUUGCAUUAGAAAACCUGUGUACAAACUGAGAAGCCGCAAUAGGGCUUUGUGGGAAUUUCAGUCAUCUCUGUCUGCAAUAAAGAGAACUCUAAAGCAUACUAAAAACCAGCCUGUAUAUAGUUCACAGAGAAAAGAGACCGCUGGCUCUCAACUGCUGCAAAAUAACAGAGAUUGGAAGUUUUCCAAAACAUCCUGGUUUUGGAUUGCUCAGAGCACUGCUAUAGGCAGGGUAGUGGGGCAGGUGAGGAUGUCACUGAGAGCAGAUGUGAAGGGGAGGAUGCCAUGUUCUGAUGGCAUCACAGUAAUUUAAAUACUCUGUAUCUGUGCGUGCAUGCAUGUGUGUGUGAAGUCUAAUCCAGGUGAAGGGAUCUGCUUUGGCAUCUUCCCUUUUGUAUGAAAAUGAACUCUGAUAUUCAGAUUGUUCAAGGCUUUUACGGUUGGCAUGUAUGGAGUGUUACCAGAAAAGCGUAUUACCCUACCUGUACAAAAAAACCCAACUCCGUUCCAGCCUGUUUUCUUCUGUUUGGUUGUGUUCUAUCGUUUGUUUUUAUGCACACUUGCUUCGUUGGUGUUGAGAUUUUAGCACCUCAGAUGGCCAACUGAACUAAAAAAAAAAAAAUAAAGUCAUUAAUUAUUUUUUCUUUUU